This is a messenger RNA of Electrophorus electricus (electric eel), 2537 nucleotides long. It is a transcript of the gene tgif1, whose product is annotated as TGFB-induced factor homeobox 1. The record is from RefSeq and is a predicted model, not a curated record. NCBI's taxonomy places the organism in Eukaryota, Metazoa, Chordata, Actinopteri, Gymnotiformes, Gymnotidae. Gene Ontology annotation, biological process: regulation of DNA-templated transcription. Gene Ontology annotation, molecular function: DNA binding.
GCCGCGUUCAAGCUUUUGCAGGAGCAGCGCUCGUUCAAAGCGCAAGCACACUGCGGCGGAAGCGAGCGCGUAAUUAAAAUAACGAGCAAGCCGACAGACUGGCUGAAGAAACGAAGUCGCGAUUUUGUGGCGCUACAGGUCUGGAGCAGUUGGCCAAAGUGCGCGUUUUGCCUCGCUGGCUGCUGCGCGCUGAUGUCAGGCUUGUGCGCCUUCCCUCCGAGGGGGUGGACCCCGGGCCGGUGAGUCACGCAGCUGUCAAAGAUAGCUGUCACCCAGCUCCGUGAUCAAACGGCGAACGAGGAAGAGCCCCGUCCCAGGCACCCGACGACGCGUCGCGUCUCCAGCACAUGAGCGCGUCGUCUUACGAACCCCCGGCCCAAAUACGAGCCAGCAGACUCCGUUUUGGCACGUUCGGGACUGGACGGUUGGAUGAUUUAGCGCAGACGGAGCGCCACUUUGGAAUAAAUUCGACAAAGCCACGCUUCUCGUUGGCAACGUGAAAAGGGGAUUUUUUUUUACGGAUAUGAAGACUAAAAAAGGUAUGCUGGCCGUGUCUGGCAGCGAAACAGAAGAUGAGGACAACAUGGACCUGCCCCUGGACCUGUCAUCCAGCCGUGGAGCCUCAGCCAAGAGGAAGAGGAGGGGCAACCUGCCCAAAGAGUCUGUACAGAUCCUCAGAGACUGGCUGUACGAACACCGCUACAACGCCUACCCGUCUGAGCAGGAGAAAGCGCUGCUCUCCAAGCAGACCCGUCUGUCCACGCUACAGGUGUGUAACUGGUUCAUAAACGCACGGCGGCGGCUCCUCCCAGAGAUGCUCCGGAAGGACGGCAAAGACCCGAACCAGUUCACCAUCUCCCGCCGUGCCAGCAAGGGCAGCGAGGGGCUCAGCGAUAGCUCGCAGUCCCCCAAACACGGCCUGCUGGCCGGCGGCGACGGCUACGAGCCCGGCUCGCCCCACGGCGCCGCGCCCGUCUCCAACGGCUACCCCAAAAAGGCCCCGUCACCCAAAACGCCACCCUCGCCUGUCCUCCCCCGGCCCUCCGUCAUCUGCCACACCACGGUCACGGCCGCGGCCCCUCGGGCCGGAAGGCCGGGCGGCUCCAAAGCGGAAGGGGCCACGGAGCUGGCGGCGGGCGAGGCGGCCGGGGGCGCGGCCACGGGCCCGUUUGGGUGCCGGGCGGGGGCGGGGCUAAGCGGCGAGGGCGGGGCCAGCCUGCAGAGCGGCCUGUUCAACACGCCGCCACCCACCCCGCCCGACCUCACGCAGGACUUCAGCGGGUUCCAGCUGCUGGUGGACGUGGCGCUGAAGAGGGCUGCUGAGAUGGAGCUCCAGACCAAACGCUUGCUGGCCUGAAGACGGACGCCUGCAGCUCAUAGACGCUUGUUCCACGGUUCUCUGUCUACACUCCUGACCCUUUUAAAACGAACUCUGUGGGGCGUUCAGAGACAUGACUGAGUGACAACGUUAAGAAAAAACUAAACUUGGAGAAAAGAAAUCAUAAAGGCCCGAUCAUUUCUAUUUUUGGUAAAUGUAAAUCAAACUGAUGCAGAUCUGUUUGUCUAAAACCAUUUCAACGUGCCUUGCCAGUCAUUUCCUUUUUGUAUUUCAUUUACUUGUAUAUAAAUGUCAUCCUCUUUUUUCUUUUUUUUGCACACAGGGGACCAAAAAUGUAUAGACAAAAGUUGUCUGUCUUAAGUCUCUCCUCAUUUUUGGGAAGAGUGAAUUACUCCUUUCCUUCCUCAGUUCCAGUUUCUCGGCCUCUUUGCAGAGGCUGGGCUCGAGGAUCGUUUGCUUCUGCCUCAUUUUUAGGGAACGACUCUGCAGUCGUUUAUUCUGUCCCAUUCUUUUGCACAAUAUGGCAGGUCAUCUCAAGUAUGUUCAAUAUUCUCUCUUUCUUCCUCUGUUUCUUCAAUGAACUUUAAUCACUACUGUUCCAGGUCAUACUGUGUCUCAUAGUAAUUAAGUCUUUUUUGUUUAUUUUUGGUAUUUUUUGAUAAUGUAAAGGAUACCUGUGUUAUUUUUGGACGCUAUGUUUAGUAUGUUACUUUUUGUUUCAUUUCUUUUGAGGGAUAUUCGGAUGUAGCAGAACUAUAGUCUGGGAUUUUCCUCAGUGUAGAAACGGCCAGUGAAUGUGCCCCCAUCUCCACCCACAAACACCCCUCUGCCUAUUUCACACUGUCCCUAAACCCCCCCACACACACACACACACCUCAGCCAAGUACACGUGAGCUCGAGGAAUCAACACUACAUGACCUGUGUGUGUGGAGUAUGUCAUUUUGGUUGUUUUUGUCAUGGUUAGACCACUUCAUAUGGAAAAAGGAAAAAAUUGUUUUGUUUUGUUUUUUCUUUUUUUUAAUGUCACCAAAAACAGAAGAAAGAAUUAAUUGCUAAAGGCUUUGGGAGUUUAGAUGCAUGCAUCGUAGCCAAUGUGACGAGAUGCCCAAUGAUGUGAGUCCUCUUUCAUACUGUGCAAUGUUUGUGGCAAAUUGGGGUCACAUAGUGUUUAAAUAAAGUUUUGUUUUCUACAAAAUAA